AUGGAGAAAACCCUACUUAAAAAAGGCGAGCUUAAAUCAGCAUACGAUGGUGUCCUGGAAGAAUAUCUCGAUUUAGAUCAUAUGGAAAAAGUAAAUCCAUAUGAGAACAUAACCAAAGCAACCCCGGUGUUAAAAACACAAACAUAUGUGGAUGAUAUCCUGUCUGGAAGCCACAGCUUACCCCAAGCGUACGAAGCACUAUCACAAGUAAUACAAGCCCUCAAGUCAGCAGGGUUCCCCCUAAAAAAGAUAACCGCCAAUCACGCCGAAAUCCUAAAAGAUAUAAAUAAAGAAAGUUUAUUAGAUUCAAACUUCCUAAUAUUCGAAAAGGAAAGUAAAACCCUAGGCAUACAAUGGAAUGCGAUCUCAGAUAAAUUCUCAUAUACUCUUGAGUCGAUAUUUGCUCAAUCCGCAAUAACUAAAAGGCAAAUUCUGUCGGCUGUAGCCAAACUUUUUGACCCCGCAGGAUGGCUUUCGCCAGUUAUGAUACAAGCGAAAAUCCUGAUACAAAAAUUAUGGCUAGACGGAACCGAAUGGGACGAGCAAGUGAAACCACUUCGCUUGGUAAAAUGGUCCCAAUUUGCUAACAACUUGCACGCUAUUGCAGAGAUACAAAUCCCUAGAUGGGUAAAUUACUCCCCCGAAUACCAAGUAGAACUGCAUGGCUUCUGCGACGCCUCUGAAAAGGCAUAUUGCGCAACUAUAUAUGUGCGCACCCAAAUUAACAGCACAAUUUCAAGCCAUUUGUUAGUAGCAAAAGCCAAAGUGGCACCUCUCAAAACACUAAGUCUACCACGACUUGAACUGUGUGGCGCGCUUCUACUCGCAAAAUUAGCCUCAACUGUGCAAACGCAUUUAAACAUGACCAGUCAAAAAUUAUAUCUAUGGUCAGACACAGAGAUCGUCUUAGCUUGGUUAGAAAAACCACCCCACUCAUGGAAAACAUAUGUUUCCAACCGCACAGCCCAAAUACUUGAUUUAGUUGGGCCGGUAACUUGGCGACAUGUAGCCAGUGCUGAUAACCCCGCCGAUCUUGGCACAAGAGGUUGCAAACCCUUGCACCUCGCCACCACCUCACUCUGGUGGAACGGCCCCAGUUGGCUACUAGAAUCACAACAAUUCUGGCCACAAUCCCCCAUACGCAACAUAAUUGCCCCAGAAAGUCGAAAAGUUGAAACCUUUCACACAAUACUGGAUGACAAUGACAUACUAGAACGAUUUUCCUCGUUCCCCCGUGCCCUAAAGGUAGUCGCCUAUAUGUUCAAAUUCGUAUAG
Molecule: messenger RNA, 1275 nt
Organism: Rhagoletis pomonella (apple maggot)
Lineage: Eukaryota; Metazoa; Arthropoda; Insecta; Diptera; Tephritidae
Exons: 2
Coding region: 1-1275 (424 amino acids)
Source: RefSeq, a predicted model, not a curated record